Messenger RNA from Pelobates fuscus (common spadefoot toad), 1773 nucleotides. Its product is annotated as hyaluronidase-1-like. Gene Ontology annotation, biological process: carbohydrate metabolic process; hyaluronan catabolic process. The transcript has 3 exons. The record is from RefSeq and is a predicted model, not a curated record. Lineage: Eukaryota; Metazoa; Chordata; Amphibia; Anura; Pelobatidae. Gene Ontology annotation, cellular component: cytoplasmic vesicle. Gene Ontology annotation, molecular function: hyalurononglucosaminidase activity. The coding region runs from base 369 to 1664 and encodes 431 amino acids.
UCCCACACAGGAUUCUUGUCUGUGUCUCUGAGACUUCUCUAUAUAAACACAGAUCCAGAACACACUGACCCUCCAGUUCAGAGCAGAAUCUUCUACAAGAAUACAGUGCAUCUCAGGUUCCUUGAAUAUUUAUGGUCUACAGAGAGCUGACAGAUACAAACUAAACAGUUCCUUGAAUUCUAUCAGCUCUGCAAAGUUUUUUUAUUUUUUUCUAAGGAGUGUUUUUGAACGGACUGCAAAAAAAAGGACACAUUUCCAAGCUUGUCACUACCAAAGAGAAAACCUUUAAAUUCUCAAGCCAUUUCUUUGCAUUGUUAUGAACCUAUUAGUAACCACCAUCUCAUUACUGGCAUAGGCAACUGGAAUCAAUGUAUCUGUGUGUUUUCCUUCCAAUCCUCUUCUUCGCUGUUGUCAGUGCUGAACCAAUUCUCUCAGGCCACCCCUAUGUUACAGUUUGGAAUGCCCCCUCUGCCCGAUGUUGGGAAAAGUUUGAAGUGGCCCUUGACCUGGGAGUUUUUGAUAUUGUGAAAAACGAGAAUCAAUCAUUCCAAGGAUCCAAGAUAGUCAUUUUUUAUAGUACCCAACUGGGCCUCUACCCUUACUACGACAAUGCUGGAACUCCAGUCAAUGGGGGCCUGCCCCAAAAUGCCAGCCUGGACGAUCAUUUGGCAAAGGCACGAGUGGAUAUAGAGAUUGCCAUCCCUGACUCAAAUUUCAGUGGACUUGCAGUAAUAGACUGGGAGAACUGGAGGCCUAUGUGGGAACGUAACUGGGAUAAAAUGUCAGUGUAUACUGAGAAUUCAAAAGAACUGGUAAGGCAAAAGCAUCCAGAGUGGCCGGAAGAUAAAGUGCUGGAGAUUGCCAAGAUGGAAUUCGAAAAUGGUGCUAAAAUCUUAAUGCUCUCAACACUGGAACUGGGAUACAAGUUAAGACCUGGAGGAUUUUGGGGCUUUUAUGGGUUCCCGGGCUGCUACAACUAUAACUACAGGAAAUCUGGUCUGAAUUACACAGGUGAAUGCCCCACCAGGGAGGUCGAAAGGAACGACCUGCUGUCUUGGAUGUGGGGAGCAGGCCAAGUCUUAUAUCCAGAUAUAUAUCUGGAGCAAGCACUAAAGAUGUCAGAAUAUGUGGGCAACUACGCAAAGCACAGAAUAAAAGAAGGCAUUCGAGUGGCUCAUUUAGGUCCAGCGGUGGAUCUUCCGAUCUUGCCUUAUGCUCGCAUUGUGUACACUUACAGCAUGGACUUUCUCACUCAGGAGGAUCUGAUUCAGACAAUAGGACAGAGUGCAGCACUGGGCGCUGCUGGAGUUAUCCUCUGGGGAAACGGAGACUACAGUGUGAGCAAGGAGUCCUGUAUGGCUGUGAAAUCCUACAUUGAUGAAACUCUGGGGAGGUACGUGGUGAAUGUGACAACGGGAGCCCACCUGUGUAGUAAUGCUUUGUGUUCGGGAAAUGGACGCUGUUUUCGUAAAGAUAGUUCAAGUCAGGUAUAUCUUCACUUGCAUCCUGAGAGCUUCCGUAUCAAGAAGAACCCUCACGGCUCAGGAUUCCUUGUGCAUGGACAGGACAACAAAGAUGAUGUAAUGUACAUGGCAACUCAUUUCCAAUGUCGCUGCUACCUGGGAUGGAAAGGGCCAUUUUGCUCACAGAAGACAAACACAUGACUCUAAAAUGAAAACGUCCUCUAGUAAAAAUGUACAAGUAUUAUGUUAUUGAAAGAGUCAUUGCCAGAAAUUAUCUGUGCAAAUUCAAACAGCACUUUAAAAACUGCCU